Molecule: messenger RNA, 2217 nt
Organism: Parastagonospora nodorum SN15
Lineage: Eukaryota; Fungi; Ascomycota; Dothideomycetes; Pleosporales; Phaeosphaeriaceae
Exons: 7
Coding region: 1-2217 (738 amino acids)
Source: RefSeq, a predicted model, not a curated record
AUGGGAGAACAGACGCGGCUUCGGACUUCUACCCCGCGCGCUAAAAGCACGGUUGCGCUAGUAACGCGCUUCAUUGAAGAUGAGAGCGAUCGGGAUAUCUACUUCCUCCGGAGUACAGUUCGGAGUAAGAACGGAUCAGUCAGUGACAUUGUGAUCAGAGAGUCGGGAUAUGAAGACAAGAUACUCCGUAUCCGCAACAACCCAAAUCCCACGCUGAAGGGAAGGGGAAUCGAUGAUCCUUAUAAAAGAUUGGAAGUUGGCGCUGGACCCAGAUGGCUUCCACUAAGCGCUUGGUUACACUGCCAUUACGAUGACUUCAGGAUCAACAUUGAAGCCGACGAAGAUUUCCAUCCCUAUAGGUUGUUGAAGUCGUACUUCCACCGGAGACGCCGAACAGACUUCACAUUCUGGAGAAGGUUUCGAGAUCUUAAGAUCACACAGACUUUGGUCGACAGCGCUUCAUCAUGGCGCUGCACCAUAUCUUCCACUUCCGAGCUGAUAUUCGAGGUUGAAGUCCGCCUAAAACGCAGCGGUGUACAACCAGUUAUCUCCCCAGCGUUGUCAGAUCUUGAAGUCAAGUCAUCCGAGGACUGGCAGCCGUUCUUGGAAUGGGAGGCAAGUGCACUCGAGAUGCUUGAGAUAUAUGGUGAUAGUCUCAUCGAGCAAUCGGCAUGGUGGGCAGACAACGGGAUGGUAUUUCAACUGAUGGACUUGCCUCUUGAGCUUCGCGAGACCAUCUAUGACCAGAUCACUGGCCCUUAUCUAUGGCCGCAUACAGCCCGAAUCCAACCAGUGCAGUUGGGACAAACAUACACACGGUCCAACUUGGAACCAAUCAGAAUGUUUGAUCCGACCAUGGUUGAUUGGAGAGAUCCUAUAUGGAAGCGUCUCAUUGGAUCUUCGCAAUUCCACCUUGACCCCUCUGGCAAUCGACCUCCUCCAUUUACUUCGAUAAUAGGCACAAACACUCAGAUCAAGUCAGAGUUCUGCAACAACGCUUAUCGGAACGCAACGAUGCAUUUUCAGGACGACUUCAACUUGCAUCUUGCCAUCUGCAGUCCCCAGAUUAGCUGCCACAUUCGCUCCAUCUCGAUCGGAUUUCCGAACUCCUCCCUCUUCAAUUUUGUUGGCUUUGUACAGCAUCAUCAUCAGCCGUUCGUUCCCAUGGACCGUAUCCCUGUCAAGAUUCUGUGUCAAUUGAAGACAUUGGAACACAUUGAAUUUCAUUUCCAAGUUACACCACCGCGCCUACCCAACGGGAUGCCUUGUUUGGACCCGUUUCUUCGCCAGGUACUGAUGAAUAAUAUGACGGAUGUCACCUGCCAGAAGGUUUUGGUAGACUGGUUCCUCACGCUAGCGCUCGCCUACAUUCGACACAUUCCCCACAUCUCAAUCUCAGGACAUGUCAAGAACAGCACACGUGCUGAUUGGGAAGCUAUCUUCGAAGACGAGCGUCAGGGCAUUGAGCAUGACAUGUCUGCUCAGGUCCAAAACAUCCUCUCAUUGCAUUGGACCAACUUCACCCCUGCGACUGGUGGAAGCAGCGAGGACCCUAUCCAGAGGGUGAGCGAGAUCCCAAUUUCAACCCGAUGCCGCAGCCCUCAGACAUUGAUUACGAACCUCGAAAGCAUGAUCGCUUCAAUUACGAGGGUUAGCGACGUGAGCAACUUGAGCGAUACAUCUUUGCGGUGGCUUGGUCUCGACUAUGGCCCCUGGGUUUGGAAGUGUGUGCAAUCUUUGUGCACGCCGCAAUCACCAACGGGCGUGAACGUCGCUAAUGGUGUUCGGGCCGAAGUAGACGUCGACAUUACAGCGCUUGCUAAGGGAACAAUCGAUGUAGAGCUGAGUAAUUCGGUCGAGCUGGAGGCUGGGACUGAGCUGCUGAGAGAGAGUACCGAAGAUGAAGAGGUGGCGGAGGACUGGAUUUCCAAGCUUGUGUUAUGCGUGCCGCAGUCACUAUUGAGAACAGAGGUCGCCGAUGGGACCGGGGCUGCUGUUGUAACGACCGUUGUGGAGCUGACGGUUGGAGUUGAUGAGCUUGCCACUGGAAUGGAAACCACGUUGGAACUCGUUGAAGAUAAUGAGGCCACGAUAGGCGAGUUCACAAAAGAGCUGGUGGACGAUGAAGUCGUGGAGGUAGUAAGAGCAGUUGAGGACGAGGCGGCAGACGACGAUGAAGAUAAUGGGAUCGCAUCACAGUCACCAAAUCCGGGCUGA